Molecule: messenger RNA, 7792 nt
Organism: Rhincodon typus (whale shark)
Lineage: Eukaryota; Metazoa; Chordata; Chondrichthyes; Orectolobiformes; Rhincodontidae
Gene: arl5a
Product: ADP-ribosylation factor-like 5A
Exons: 5
Coding region: 21-479 (152 amino acids)
Biological process (GO): protein localization to Golgi membrane; intracellular protein transport; vesicle-mediated transport
Cellular component (GO): trans-Golgi network; cytoplasm
Molecular function (GO): GTP binding; GTPase activity
Source: RefSeq, a predicted model, not a curated record
UAUCAAGCUCCUCAAGUCCAAUGUUGUUGGAGCUGCACCCAUCCAGCUCCAUGAAUGAAGUUGUACACACAUCACCUACAAUAGGCAGCAACGUAGAAGAGAUAGUAGUGAAUAGCACACACUUCCUGAUGUGGGAUAUCGGAGGUCAGGAGUCAUUGCGUUCAUCAUGGAACACCUAUUAUACUAAUACAGAGUUUGUAAUCGUGGUUGUAGACAGUAUGGACAGGGAGAGGAUAGCUAUAACCAGAGAUGAGCUUUACAAAAUGUUGGCGCACGAGGAUUUGAAGAAAGCAGGACUGCUGAUCUUUGCCAACAAACAAGAUGUUAAAGAAUGUAUGAGUGUAGCUGAAAUUUCUCAAUACCUUAAACUGACCUCAAUUAAGGACCAUCAGUGGCAUAUUCAAGCUUGUUGUGCUCUAACAGGAGAAGGGUUAUGUCAGGGAUUAGAAUGGAUGACAUCAAGACUUAAAGUCAGAUGACCUCCAUGGAUGAGGAUGCAUGGACCAUUAAUAACUAAACUGUAUAUCUCUUCCAGCGCUAACAGCUCCAUGCUUGCUGGAUUUAUUGGUAUUUAUUUUUCAGACUGAAUAAAGUUUAUUACUUUCACACUUGCUUCAAGUACAAGUUUGGAAAGACUUUCCUUAAGGAUCAAGAUUGAGUUCAAGACUCCGAAUUCAAUUGAUCGUUUGUAGCUUUUCUUUUAAAGAUGGCUGUGAUUAAUUGACACUUUUUUUUGGAAACCAGCACAUUCUGCUCAGGGUAGAGUUUUAUAGUAUUUGGUAAGUACUUGGAGGGGGGAGGAAGUACAUUUGUAUUCCAGCAUCAUAUUAAUUGCCAUUUACUUUAUUAAAUAAAAGAAGCUAUGAUCUCAAUGGAACACUGUUAUAAUGUUCACAGCUGGAAUCACCAGGUUCUGGCUGAGCUACCUGUUGCUGUUUUGAUCUGGUUAUGAAUGAUAUUGCUGUGCUCUGAUGAAACUCAAAUAUUAUAGCCUUUUUUUUUGUUUGAGUGAACAACAAGCAGAAUGUUUUAUAUAAAUUUUCACUAAUCUACGUAGGAAUGCUUUGGAAAGGAGUUGCAUGAUGUAAGAAAGAUUGAUACUAAAGCCACUAAAAAUAUUAUCAAUGUUUAACUGGGAAGUGGGUGUACAAGUAAUUAUAUUUAAAGUCCUCUUCUUGAUUAUUUACCUAAACACUACUCCACUUAAAUUAUAUUGAGUGCAAUCAUCAUGGAGAAUUUGGCAAAUUUUUAAUAUAAUUGCAUACCUUCAUACUGAAUAUGACAGUUUAGCACAAUGAAACAUUGAUCCUGCAAAAUUUGAAGAUACACUUUGGACUUGCUGAUCUUGGUCUGCUGUACUUUAAAGAGAAGAUGUGCUUUUAGAUUUUGAAUUCAAAUUUUUCUUUUAGUCAAAUAGGAUUUGAAACUGUUUUGAAGAUCUGGACAAUAUCAAGACUGUCAAAGGUGGGAUGAAAGUUAGCGUAAUGUUUUAACAUGCCUUCUGACAGCAAUUCCCAGCAAAAGUUACGAUACUGUAAUUUAAAAACACUUUACAAUUUUGAUUGGGAGUUGGUAUAGAGAAUAUCCCUAGGGUCCUAAUUACAAUCUGAUACAAGGUCAUCUUUUUAAAAAUUGUUAUCAAACUAGUACAUAGCAAAUGUGUGUGAAAUCAAGACUUGAAAUUCACUGUUUUUAGGACUUAUGGACAAUAUAAUUUUGCACAGAAGCUUGUUUCAGGGCUUUAAAUUGUGUCGAAGGCUGAGAUGCUGAAUUAUUUGUAAUACUGAAAGAUGUCGUUCAGAAAGUGGGAAGAUCAAUCCCAAUUGCCUGAACCUAGAAUGUUGGUAUUAUGUUUUGGCCCAGGGUAGGGGGAUGUUAUUAUGUUACAUCAUUAUUGAAUAGGAAAUCUUGUAUUAAACUCCAAAUGGGAACGUUAUUUCUGAUGUGUACAUAUAUUUGAAUGUGGUGGCUCUCCUUACUGACACAGGCAGAUCUAUUUUUCUGAUCUGUAGCUAGCAUCCAAGUUGCAAUGUUGUAUAUUUACUACAUUAUUAAAAAAAAAACUUGUGCAAAUCUUCAAAUUUCAGCACGCGAAGGAACUGAUAAUGGGAGAAGUACCAAACUUAUUUUAAAGCAAAUGCUUGUAUUAAAGGCUUAUUUAUUCUUCUGUCAGGUGUUCAAUGCACAUUUCAUUAGAUGAAAAAUGUUCUAGAUUGGUAAGAAGACAUUAAAUGUAAAAUGAUUAGCCUUUCUUUGGUACCAGUACAUUACUGAUAAUGGUUUAUGGAAUAACUAUUCCAAUUCAAUUUUGCACAGGGUGAGAUUGAUUUUUAAUUUUUUUCUACAACAUGAUUUGUGAAACCAGUGAUGUAUAUUGUGAAUCUGACUUCGUGAAAACAAUAUAUAUGAUGAGUAAAAUUGGAUUUCACCAACCCCAAUGUGCUAUAAUUUGUUUUGCGGUACAGGCAAAAAAUAGUGUACCAAUGACAUUUAUUCAUGUUGCACAACGAUUAUAUAUUUGUAGAAACGCAAACUAAUAUUAUAAAUUUUGACAUCUGCAUUCUGGUAUCAAUUUGAAUUAAUUGAAUUUUCAAAAAUAAUUGCUGCAUUGUAGCUUGAUUUUCAUUUUUCUUGAAAGGCAGGCAACACAAUAUAAUAUUCAGUUAGCAUUAUUAUAUUCAUUCUGAAUUUUGGAGUCAGUCUGGCCUGUUAGUCAAACUGGAUUUAGGCAGCAGGUUCUCUUUCCUAAGGGAUCACUGAACCAGUUAUGAUGAUCCAGCAGCUUCAUAGUUGAGAACCUUGCAGGGACCUACAAUUCAAUAUUGAUACCUUGGUACAAAUUUGCAAGCCUCAAUGUGAUUUUGCACUGGGAUGUGGCUUUGUGCAUGGGAAGUUGUGCCUCGCUGACUUGACUGAGUUUUUUUUUGAGGUGACAAAGGAGAUUGAAGGCAGAGUGGUAGAUGUUGUCUCUAUGCACUUCAGUAAAGCAUUUGGCAACAUUCUGCCCAGUAGACUGGAUAGUAAGGCUAGAUCACAUGGAAUCCAGGGGGAGGUAGCCAAUUGGAUACAAUUUGGCUUGAAGGUAGGAGACAGAGGGGGGAUAUUUUUCAGACUAGAGGGCUGUGACCAGUGGUGUGUCAAGGAUCAGUGCUGGGUCCACUGCUUUUUCAUUAUUUACAUAAAUGAUUUGAUGUGAAUAUUGGAGAUAUGUUUAUAAGUUUGCAGAUCACACCAAAAUUGGUUGUCUAGUGGACAGUGAAGAAGAUUAUCUCAGAGUAAAUGGGACAUUGAUCAGAUGGGCCAAUGGGCCAGGAGUGACAAAUGGAAUUUAAUUUAGAUAAAUGUGAGGUGUUGCAGUUUGGUAAGGCAAACCUGGCCAGGGCUUAUACACUUAGUGGUAGGGUCGUGGGGAGUGUUGCCAAACAAAGAGAUCUUAGAGUGUAGGUGCAUAAUUCCUUGAAAGUGUAGUCACACUUGGACAGGGUGGUGAAGAUGGUGUUUGGCAUGCUACCUUCAUUGUUCAUAACAUUGAGUAUAAGAGUUGGGAUGUCGUGUUGCAACUAUACAGGACAUUAGUGUGGCCAUUUUUGGAAUACUGCAUACAAUUCUGGUUGCCCAUCUAUAGGAAGGAUGUUGUUAAUCUUGAGAAGGUGCAGAAAAGGCUUACAAGGAUGGCGCUGGGACUUGGAGGGUUUGAGUCAUAAGGAGAGGCUGAAUAGGCUGGGGCUUUUUUUCCCCCUGGAGUGUCAGAAGCUGAGGGGUGACCUUAUAGAGGUUUCUAAAAUCUUGAGGGGCAUGGAUAGGGUGAGUAGCCAAGUUUUAUUUUCCUUAGGGAUGGGCGGAGGAGGAAGAGUUCAAAAGUUGAAGGUGAGAGGGGAAGAUUUAGAAAGGACCUGAGGGGCAACUUUUUCACGCAGAGAGUGGUGCAUGUAUGGAAUGAGCUACCAGAGGAAGUGGUGGAGGCAGGUACAAUUGUAACAUUUAAAAGGCACCUCGAUCAGUAUAUAAAUACGAAGGGUUCAGAGGGAUAUGGGCCAAAUGCUGGAAAAUGGGACUUGGCCAGAUUGGGUUGUCUGUUUGGCGUGGAUGAGUUGGAUUAAUGGGUCUGUUUCUGUGCUGUAUGACUCUAACUUCCAUCACAUUUUAAUUCCAUAAAAUGCUUGAUUCAUACUUAAAUUGCAGACAUGACAGUUCAGUUGAUCAAAAAACUGAAUCAAAGUACUAACCAACCGAUGUUGUGUGCUGUCAAGGUUUCCGCCUACUGUCACCAUUCUUUCAUGGGAUGAGUGUCCCUCAGCAUAUCCUUUGAUCUUACUCUUCUGCACGUACCCCAGGAUUCAUAACUAAUUACAUAAGCUAUACAAUGUAAAAACAAGCCAUUCGUUCCACUUAGUCUAUGCUGGCAUUUCUUGUCCCCAUUGAACCACCUCCUUGCUUUCCACAUCCAAGCGUAUCAACACAAGUCUCACUCACUUCUCCUUUGUAUAGUUUCUAGCAUCCCUAUAUCUAUACCAUUCAGCCAUUCCCUGUGCUCUACUGUUUUACAUCAUCUCCAUUCUCCAGAUGAAAAAGUUGUUCAUUCUCUGACAACUGAAGACCAUGGAAAAAGUGUAAUCUACAGUCCUGAUGUUGCCACAGUUUUUAAAAGUUUAAAAUUAUUAUUUUCUGAUCGUGGAUUAAGAUAUACUAAGAGUAUGAAUUUCAAAUGGCUUAAACAAUCGCAAUCUUCUAAUUAGUGUGUUAUUAAUUAAGUCACUUUUUAAAAAUAUAAACUUGUUCACUUAUACUUCAAAGUUACUGUCUUGAGAGAUUUUUCAACAAAUUGAAUACUGUACCUCAAGGCUAGUUGUAUUUCAGUCAAUUUUUAUGCUAAAUUAUUAAUUUAACUAGAUUGGAAAAACUCCAUAUCUAAAAUUAUAAAAUCCCAUUGUAUUCUAUGAACUAGUUACUAUCAAAGCCCUUGAGUUUAUCUUGCUUUGCUGGUACCAUAUUAUCUAGUUGGUAGACUAGUGAUUUAUGUUAGGUCUAUGUUAAGUGUGUAUGUUAGCUAGAUUUUAAUUAAGUAAUACUGCAUUAUUGACUUGCUUUUGGUACCAUUUUGCUCAAAGUCAUUAAAGUUUUAUUCAGUUCAGAAAAACAUAUUAGUUUAAAACAUAAUAAGUCUGGAAUCAUCAUUUCAGUAUACAAUAUUUUGGUAUUGAAUGAAAAAAAUCAAACUGUAAUUUCCCAUUUUAAUGUCACCUAAUGGAAAGUAUUUGGAUUACAUUUACACUUUAUCACGCUGUUGCUCAAGCUUGCUUUAUUUCAAAACAUAGAAACUACAAAGAGAAGAUUUGCAAAUAACAAAUUUUGGGGGCAUGGUUGGUUUAUGUAUUGGUUGAGGUAGAAAUUUUUAUUGGAAUUUCUUGCAUUUUGCCACUGAAUCACUGGAUAUGAUCUUGAGAUUCAACUGGCCUCAACCCUAAGCAAUGCAGCUGUUUUACGACAUGUGGGCUCAAUAGAUAUGAAUUAUCUGAACAAUGGAACUUCUGACAAUGUACUACUAAUUGAGUUAAAUAUCCUCAGGUCCUGGUAUCAGUGUUGCCGAGUGGCAUUUAGAAUGAAAAUGUCUGUCGAAAAUUGUGAGUGUAGAAUAGACUAAUAUCAUCUGAUUUUUGAGUCUCUGUAUAAUUGUCAAAACAGAACCUUUUUUCAGGCUGAAACGUAGCUGGCAUUUCAAGAACGCAGCCAAUUUUAUUGUAAACUUAUCUGAAUGGACAAAUAACCUUGGUAGCCAUAUUGACAGUUUGAAAGAUGUAAAGUAAUGGUAAAGUUGCCAUAUUUUUACUAUUGGGCUGCUUUCUCAUUAGAGAGAGAUGACUAGUGGUGGUUCAACCUGAGAGUUGCCACACCUCGGGGGAGACGUUGAGAAGGAGAGUCCUUCGCAGUACCUCGGCCAGCGUGGGAAUUGUUCUCACUCUGUGUCACGAGCCAGACCAUCCAGCUAACUGAGCAAACUGACCCCUUGAAAGAUGUAUACAACUAUAUAUAAUUUUUAGGGUUAAUCUAUAAGGUGUUUGGAAUUGGUACACGUUUUUCUUUGCAUCAGGAGCUGAACACCUUGCUUAUUUAAUGCAAAGUUGAAGUUUCAAUUGCAUUGGCAUUUUACUAUUUGCAAUAAACUUACUUUUUUUUAGCUCCUAAGUUGGUGACAUUUACCAAAGCUUGAUGAUUACUGUAUUGAACGUGAACUGAUCAGUUUCGUGAGUUUUGGAAUUUUGAAAAUUCUUUCUUGGGAUUUGAACAUCACAUGCAAGACCAGCGUUUGUAUCCAAUCCUUAAUUGCCUUUGAACUGAAUGGCUUACUAGGUCGCUUCAGAGGGCAGUUAGCAGUCAACCACAUUGCAGUGGAUCUGGAUUUGUAUGUAAACCAGGCCAGGUAAGGGCAGAUUUCCUUAAGAACAUUAGUAAACCAGGAGUGUUUUUCCAAGAACUGAUUGUAGUUUCAUGGCGCCAUUGCCUGAGAGUAGCUUCAUAUUCCAGGUAAUUUUAGUAUUAAAUUUAAAUCCCACUAGGGCAUUAGCCUGGUUUUCUGAAUUAUGCUAUGCCAUUGCUUCCCCCAUUUGGAAUACCAUGAAUAUCAAGCACAUAACUAAUAAGGAAGCAACAAUGUAGAAUUAAAAAACUCAUUAUAGUGAUGAGUUGGACAAAAACAUUUGAAUUAUCAAUCCUGUUGUAUCUUUAGGCCACCCCACCACAUAGAUUCGAAGACUAGAGAAAAUGAAAUAUAAAUUUAACUUACAGCUAGGUUAAGCUGUUCUAAUAGAACUACAGCAGCUCUAUUUAAGACCUGCUCUACCACAUCUUUGCGGCUACAUGUCUAUAGAUUACGAGGAUAAGGACAGUCCAUUGACCUGAAACAUUACCUCAUUUUCUCCCUCCAAAGAUGCUGCCUGACCUGCUGAGUAUUUUCAACAUUUUAUGUUUAUAGUUAACUGGGCAUGAGGCAGAAAGAUUGGAUCAAUUUUCUGCCUAAUGUUUUUAUAAAACCUGCAUUGCAUGUAAUUCUUCGAUUAUCUGAAGAUAUAGUUUUUAUGUUUGUUUGUUUCGUAGGAUCUGUCCAUUGCAUUGCUUAGAGGUCCACAGAAAAGUAUCUUUCAGAUGUUUAAACAAUUUUCUGUAAAUUACAAGAAAUGCUCUCAAAUGUUGUCUAUAUAUAAAUGUAUGUAUUAUCUACAUGUGAGCAUUGCACAUGGUUAAACAUGAUAAUCUUAAUAUCUCAAAGUUUAUUUUUAAAUUGUCUCUCAGUAAAUGUUGCUUCUUUUGUGUAUACAAGUUGUAGCAUUUUAAUAAAACUGAAAAUGCUAUUGUAGUGUAGAUUUCCAUCGUGCAUUGUCUGCAUCAGCUUUGUUUUCUGUUCCUUUUUUUAAAAAAAGUAAAUGCUCCAAAUGUUUCUCCACUUGUGUCCAGUUGGGGUAUUCAAUGCUAUAGUGGUAUUUUUUUGAGUGUGCUUCAGUAAAGACAUCUCUUAUGAGACUUCAACAAAAAUGUAAUUUGAAACUACUUCAUAAUGAGCAUGAAUGAUUCUGUUACUGUUUCUUUGGUUUGACCACUUAAAUGAUGUCUCAUUUCAGAUUGUCAUUUGCAUCCUAUUUUCUUUCUACUAUCUACUGUAACUGUUAAAGCUGUUGCAUGCAAAAUUAAGCUGGACUUCUGGCACAAUUUGCUAUAUAAAAGUCAGAAGUAUGUACUAGCAAGCAAAAAAUUGUGAACUGCAUGUAUUUAACAAUAAAAUGAAUACAAAAUUAAUGCA